ACUGUGCACGUUGCUUCACGCGCAAUAGCUGCGACUGUUCUCGAGUAUCAUUCUGAAUUGAUAAUACCAGCUGAGAAGAAGCAGACACGCUUCACCUGCGCGACGAAAAAUCACUGCCACUAGUCGAAUUCUCGCAUAAGAGCGCUUAGCUUCACUUGAGGGAUCUGUAAACCGGCAGCCCCCGUCAUUGAUGAAUAUUGGUCUCAGAAAACUAAUUACAAAAAGGGAGGUCGAUCGAGCUAUUAAGGGAACAGUGGACAAAGUGCUUGUGCUGAGAUUUGGGGAAGAAGCUGAUUGCCUGCGGAUAGAUGACAUUCUGAACAAGGCGGCGCCUCUGCUGUCUCGUAUGGCAGAGGUGUACGCCGUAGAACCUCACUCCGUGCCAGUUUACACAAGGUACUUCGACGUCACCAUUACGCCAGCCACGGUGUUCUUCUUCAAUGGCCAACAUAUCAAAAUAGAAAGCAGCAGACUUAUGAACCUGGUCAAGUUAAAGGAGUGCCGACCACACCAAGUUUGUAGGCUGCUUCAAGACCAAGCAGGAUGUGAUUGACCUGGUGGAAGUGGUCUACCGGGGUGCCAUGCGAGGCAAGCUUAUCGUGACGUCACCAAUCGAGAGUUCCCACACGCCUCAA
Dermacentor albipictus is the source of this 635-nucleotide messenger RNA. RefSeq names its product thioredoxin-like protein 4B. Gene Ontology annotation, biological process: mRNA splicing, via spliceosome. Lineage: Eukaryota; Metazoa; Arthropoda; Arachnida; Ixodida; Ixodidae. The record is from RefSeq and is a predicted model, not a curated record. Gene Ontology annotation, cellular component: U4/U6 x U5 tri-snRNP complex; spliceosomal complex; U5 snRNP.